AUGGCAUUCAAAACCUGGCUUGUUACUGGCGCAUCUUCUGGCCUCGGAGCCGCAAUCGCAGAGGCAGCCCUCCAAGCCGGUCACACAGUAAUCGCCACGGCCCGCAACCCCACUAAAGCAGCUGAAGCCAACCCGCAGAUCUCAAACCUCGGCGGCAUUUGGAUAAAGCUUGACGUGACGAGCUCCGACACCAUCAAAUUAGUGGAACAUGCGGUUGACGAGGCUGGCGGUGUUAUUGAUGUUGUUGUCAAUAAUGCCGGGUAUUCUUUACUGGGCAGUAUCGAGGACAUGAGCGAGGCCGAAAUCGAGACUCAGUUUAACACAAAUGUUUACGGUCCCGUUCGUGUGUUGAAGGCUGUUCUUCCUUUCAUGCGGGCGAUGAAGUCUGGCACUGUUGUCAAUAUUAGCAGCAGCGCCGGGAUCGAUGGACUGCCUGCAUGCGCGAUGUACGCGGGGACAAAGUUUGCUCUUGAAGGCAUGUCUGAAAGCCUCGCGAGAGAGCUAGCAUCAUUCAAUAUUCGAGUGCUCCUCGUGGAGCCGGGAUCACUUCGAACCAACUUUUGGACAGCCUAUGUCGAGCCUGCGGCGUGUAUGAACAAGGACUAUGCUGGGACCCCCCUGGAGCAUGUUCUCCAGGCAUUCAAGUCAAACAAAGGCACCCAGCCUGGAGAUGCUGUCAAAUGUGCCCAGAGAAUUCUGGAAGUCGUAGACGAUACCGGCAUGGGUGCUGGGAAGGGAGACCUAUUUCGCUUGCCACUUGGCUCAGACUGCUAUAAACGCUUUCAAACUAAAAUUGAGAAACUGCAGGACAACUUGCUGCAAGCGAAGGACAUUGCCCACUCAACUAGCUACUGA
Molecule: messenger RNA, 855 nt
Organism: Penicillium riverlandense
Lineage: Eukaryota; Fungi; Ascomycota; Eurotiomycetes; Eurotiales; Aspergillaceae
Product: putative short chain oxidoreductase/dehydrogenase
Exons: 2
Coding region: 1-855 (284 amino acids)
Molecular function (GO): oxidoreductase activity
Source: RefSeq, a predicted model, not a curated record